ACAUGACGGAGGGAUGGAACCGUCCCGACCGCACUGAUCAUUUGUAGGAGCGUCGGCGGUGGGGAAGUGCUGUGGCCACGGUGUACUCCACGGACAGACGCGCAAAACUCAACACAUACAAAAAAGCAGAACUUCUGCUUAUAACACUUCCGUGUUCAAAAUGGCUGAUUCUAUGCAACCGGGCAACGAAGGCGACGGUGCUGAGAAUGUGAGAGGUUUUGCCAGGCAAGACACGCUGAGGCAGAAGAAAGUCCAUGAAGUAAACAAUCACAAGUUUGUCGCCCGUUUGUUCAAGCAGCCGACCUUCUGCAGCCACUGCACGGACUUUAUCUGGGGAAUCGGAAAACAAGGAUACCAGUGUGAAGUCUGCCGCUUUGUGGUGCACAAGCGCUGCCAUGAACUUGUCACCUUCUCCUGUCCUGGAGCAGAUAAGGAUCCUGACUCAGAUGUGAGUACAACACUGGCCACCCUAAUUCUAAUGGAGAAUUCCUCUGGGUCGGUUCACGAGGAAAGAUCUAGAAUAAUAGUUUCAGCAUUGAGAUCUAUAGCAAACACAGAAUAA
Molecule: messenger RNA, 562 nt
Organism: Paramormyrops kingsleyae
Lineage: Eukaryota; Metazoa; Chordata; Actinopteri; Osteoglossiformes; Mormyridae
Source: RefSeq, a predicted model, not a curated record